This is a messenger RNA of Chondrus crispus (carragheen), 1469 nucleotides long. RefSeq lists its product as hypothetical. Gene Ontology annotation, molecular function: glucokinase activity; ATP binding; D-glucose binding. Gene Ontology annotation, biological process: glucose 6-phosphate metabolic process; glycolytic process. NCBI's taxonomy places the organism in Eukaryota, Rhodophyta, Florideophyceae, Gigartinales, Gigartinaceae. The record is from RefSeq and is a predicted model, not a curated record. The coding region runs from base 1 to 1329 and encodes 442 amino acids. The transcript is spliced from 2 exons.
AUGCUGCGGUUGCUGGCGGGGGACGUAGGAGGGACGAACGCCCGCCUUGUCUUGUACGAGGCUCCCAGCGAUGCCACGUCCUUGCGCGAUGAAAAAACGAUGCCAUCGCACAAGGUGCUUGCCCAGAUGUACUACAAAAACAAUGACUUCCAGUCAUUCACCGAAGUUCUCUGCUCGUUUACCUCCCUUCCUGCUGUGCGAGACAGAAAAAUUGAUUGCUGCUGCUUGGCCGUCGCUGGACCUGUCUCAGACAACCACAUCAAUUUCACGAAUAGAGAGGGUUGGAUUAUCGAUGGUAACGCAAUAGAGGAGGAGUUCGGAAUCGAUUUCGUCGUCCUUGUGAAUGAUUUCGUCGCCAACGGGUAUGGUUUACUCUCGCUUUCUCACCAGGAGCUUGCUUCACUACAAGAAGGCGAGGGUGCCGAGCAUGGGCAAUGUACGGAGCCUGUAGCCCUAAUAGGCGCAGGAACUGGGUUAGGAGAGUGCUAUUUAACCCCGACAAAGGACGGAAGUCUCAUCGUUUUUCCGACAGAGGGUGGACACGUCGAAUUUGCGCCUCGCACAAAGCUGGAGUUGGAGUUGCUCGAGUACAUGCAUAGACGUCUAAAUACAAGCGGGGAGUUAAACGGGUCCGAGACAGAGGUACUUCCUCGCGUCAGUGUUGAGCGCAUUGUCUCGGGAAAGGGGCUUGAGAACAUCUACGAGUUUUUGUGUGAGAAGUAUCCAGACCAAGUCAACGAAGUCCUUGACGCAGACUACAACGAAUCAAACGAGCGUGGUCGGCUGAUCGGUACCGAGAAAUACAACUACAAGCUAUUCUGGCGAGCAUUAGAGAUCAUGUUUGGUGUCUUUGGUGACGAGGUUGGAAAUUGCGUACUCAAGUACCUACCCUAUGGAGGGGUUUAUAUUGCCGGCGGCAUUGCUCCGAAGAACCUUGAGUUCUUACGAGGGAAGGCCUCGCAGUUUAUGCGUCGUUACAUGGACAAAGGCCGGAUGUCUUCAAUAAUGUCUGCGUUCCCGGUGUAUGUAGUUAUGAAAGAGGACCUCGGUUUGCGAGGUGCGCACACUUUUGCAGCAAGAUGUGCGUCUGAUAUUCUCGCGUCAGGGGCAAAUGAAGAGAAGGAAGGCGCCGUUACGGAACAUACCAAGCUCCCGGUGGACGCUCCACCGCCUUCGCGAGAGUCGAAGCUUAGCGCCACGGAAGCUGUUCGCGAGGCAGUGGUCACCUAUCCGCUCACCUACGCAGUGGUCACAAGUUUCACUUCCGCAUUCACCGCCGGUGUUAUAAUGGCAGGAAUGGAGGUUGCGAAGAAAUGGAGGACGAGGUGAGUAAGUAGCCUGGAAGGCAAUCGGUGGUAUACAGCAGGAUAUGAGAGGCGGUGAUAAAGAUAAUGCCAUUAGCUAGAGCACUGUGUGGAAUAAAACGGGGCUGUUUUGCCAUCGCAUAUCAGGCUCUAGCUAGUGUUCGA